GCCGAUAAUUGCCGCUAGAUGUCACUAGCAAAUUUACGCAUGUGUCGUAACGUAACUGCUGAUUUUAACUCAAAAUUGAAAUUUACAAAGUUUAUACAAAAAUCUCGUAAUUAAUUGAAGAUAUCUUAUUUAUAUUAAUUUAAAACAUUGUUUAACAUAAUAUCAAACUACAGAGUGUAUAUAUAAUGGAAUUUGAUAUAGUUAAGUAGAACUAUUUAAGGCCACUGCAGAAUUGCAAAAGUGAUCGUUACGAGUACUUCGUAAUUGUUUAUCUCACAAAAAAACAAACACAUGAAUUUCAUGAUAUACAUCUUCGUUUUUUUUGUGAAUUUUUCUCUGGUCAGUGCUCUCUCUGUCUCUCUCUCCCUCUAUUUCAUCCAAUAAUGAUAAAUUUAUUAUUGUCAUUGUAAACAAAGUCUUCUCUAUAUACGUGAGAGUAAAGUAAUAACCAUGGCUCAUAUUACUGAUAAAAUUAUGCGAAUCCUGCACGAAUGUCACCCUAAUAAAGAUGAUUUUAAGGAUAAGACAAAAGGCUCGAGUGACUCAAAAGAGAGAGAAAAAGCAAGAAAGAACAUUGAGAGAGCAAAUUUAGAGAAAAUCAAGUGUAAUACGGAGAAAUUAUUCGCAGAUGCACAAUGUAACUAUGUAGGAAGUAUUGAAUAUGCUAGUUUGAAUAAAAUGCUAGCUCUUUGUAAUUUAGAGAUUGGCAAUGAUAUCACAGCUAUUCAUCAUUUGGUUGAAGCUCAUGCAGUAAUACUUCGACAGCACAUCUUGCAUAGAUAUCAAAAGACUCAAAUGCGCGAAUCUAUAUGGAAUGAACCUCAAACAUAUGGACUGAAGCCAUCAUAUGUUAAAUUUGAAACAAAAUUUACAGAUAAUGAAUCGUUAAAAACAAAAUUGUUAGACUUACCAAAAGAAUGGUACACAAUUCAAGUUACUGCUCAAUAUGAAUCUCCAACUAUAUUAAGGUACGAAAAACAAAUAUCUAGUGUAAUGCAUGCUGUACAUAUUGCGAUACUUCCUACGGGUACAUCUGACAUGGAACCGUUAUGUAUAACUGUGCCAAAACCUAUGACACAAGUUUCCUAUGAUAUCUGCAAAGAGAUUCAGAAAUUAUUGGAUGGUUACACAUCUGCGCUAAAGACCACUUACACGAAACAUAAGCAAUAUUGGAUGAUGCGUGCAAAUGAAAACCAUAAAAUGAAGAUGGCUAUAAAAGGAUUGGAGAAUAUAUGGUUGAGAGAAUGGAGAGUAUUAUUUAUGGCUGAUCCUAUUGAAAACUUGGAAAUGGUAGAUGAGAUUCAUCAAAUGAUCGACAAAUUAAUAUCAGAUUUCGAGUCUCCCAAUGACAUAUCGAAAAGGUGUACAUGGCUUUUAAAAAAGGUAUCUACAGGUGCAUGUUUCCUUACCCGUGAAGAAAUAGCGCGUGCAAUCAAAUUUCUACUUCCCAAACAUGAAAAACUUGCAAACAACAUCAUUUUAUCUAUUUAUGGAAUGUUAUCAUAUAUAAGGAAACUAAAGAACACAAAACGAAAAACGUUAGUUUUAAUUAUUGAUGAGCAUAUGGAUUACAUAGCAUUUGAAGCCAUGGAAGUUAUUAAGAACCAUCCCGUUACCCGUUUCCCAUCUCUACAUAUAGCAUAUGCAUUAUUCAAAGAACACGAAGCAACUAUAGUGGAUGGUUGUAAAGUAAUUAAAACCAUAGAAGAUAUGGGAAUUUGCGUAGUCAAUCCUUCCGGUGAUCUUGAACAAAUGGAAAAACGUAUGAAGCUUUUUAUGGACUUCUGGUUACCACAGUGGAAAAGUUGUUAUAAUGUGAAACCCACCGAAGAAAUGUUUGAAGACGCGUUAAUAAAUCAUGAUAUUUUAAUGUAUAAUGGUCAUGGAAAUGGCAUAGAAUAUUUAUCUGGAGAGAAUAUUGAAAGAAUGAGAGUAAAAUCUACCGUUUUAUUAUUUGGAUGUAGCAGUGUAAAACUACUUACGAUAGGUGGAAGAUAUCCACCUUAUGGCCUUUCAAAUCAAUAUUUAAUAGCGUGCAGUCCUUGCCUCUUGGGUAUGCUAUGGACGGUAACGGAUGCCGAUAUCGAUAAAAUGACCGCAAACUUUAUGAGUAAUUGGAUUCCUUCUUCUUCAGAGAAAUCGUGGGCUGAGGUAGAUGUGGAUAGUUGGAGUUCUGGUACUCUAAAAUUUACGAAAAACGGAGCAAAGGCCAAAACAAAAAGGGAAUCAGAAAUGUUAAGAGCGGUAGCACAAUCUAAGAAUAGUUGUUCGCAUUACAUGACAGCAGCUGCGAUAGUAGUACGAGGUUUACCAAUAAAAAUAGUUUAAAUGAUAUUAUUGAUUGUAUUUUUGCAACGUUAAAUUUUGAAGUCUUAUAUAAAGCAAUUGUUUGUCGAAAGACAAGACUACAGUAAUCAUUUAUGGAGCAAAAUUAUUAUCUUUUAAUUUUAAUAUUUUAAUACAAAGAUAUCUCGAAGAUGCAUUUUAUAUAAAAACAAUAAAGAUGAG
This is a messenger RNA of Solenopsis invicta (red fire ant), 2508 nucleotides long. It is a transcript of the gene Sse, whose product is annotated as separin. The record is from RefSeq and is a predicted model, not a curated record. Gene Ontology annotation, molecular function: cysteine-type endopeptidase activity. Bases 451 to 2328 code for a protein of 625 amino acids. The transcript is spliced from 9 exons. NCBI's taxonomy places the organism in Eukaryota, Metazoa, Arthropoda, Insecta, Hymenoptera, Formicidae. Gene Ontology annotation, biological process: proteolysis; meiotic chromosome separation. Gene Ontology annotation, cellular component: cytoplasm; mitotic spindle; centrosome.